UCCCUUUAUAGUCAGUCACCCAUUCCACUUGCUCAUUUUUCAAUUUCAUUCAACUAACCACUUAAUAAUUACCACCUUCCCACUACUUGUCAAGCAACUUCUCCAUCAAUAUUAUAUCCCAUUCACCAACUAUAUACUCACUUUCAAAUAUUCUCUCUUCUCCCACACUUACAUAAAUUCUAGCUAUAUACAAUCAUUCAAAUACAAUUGAAAAACAAUGGCACUUGAAGCUUUGAACUCUCCAACAACCACAACUCCACCAUCAUUAUUUCAAUUCCAAAAUAGCACUUUUACUCAAAAUUACCUUGAAUCAUGGACCAAAGGCAAGAUCAGAUCGAAACGACCUCGUAGCAUCGUCAUGGAGGAGCAACAACCAAUGAGUUCCGAAGAAGAAUACUUGGCUUUGUGUCUACUCAUGCUCGCACGCAGCAGUAAGAAUAACAAUUUGUAUAAGUGUUCAGUUUGCGGUAAAUGUUUUGGAUCUUAUCAAGCUUUAGGAGGGCACAAAACUAGUCACCGUAAAUUAGUCCUCAACGGAGAUAAAGUCUACGAACACUGUAUUAUUACCACUGGAGUAAGUGGAAGGAUUCAUGAGUGUUCCGUUUGCCAUAAGACUUUUCCAACCGGACAAGCUUUGGGUGGUCACAAAAGGCGACACUAUGAUGGGAAGGUGACGUCAUCAUUAUUGUCGGACGGUGUGGGGUCCACCAACAACUUUGACUUGAGCAUUCCAGCAGUGCCUGAAUAUUGGCCGGGUUUUGGAUCCGGCGAGGAUGAGGUGGAAAGUCCUCAUCCAGCUAAGAAAUCAAGACAAUUUCCGUCACUUGAAUUAUUCCUGCAGCAACAAUAGGAUUUGAUCAAGCUAUAUAUAUAUAUAUUUAAUUCAGAGGACUUAAAAGUACUAGUUCUUUGAGAGAGUGGGUAAAAUUAUUUUUUAUUUUGUAAAUAUCGCAAACUUGGUGAAAGUGAUUAUUUGAUUAUUUCAUUGAUUUGAUUUGUUUUUAUUGAGAAAUUGCUAUGGCUAUGAUUUUUUCACUAGGCAUGUUGUUACUUGUCUAUUUGGAUGGACGGACGAAAUAUACAUUUUUUUGUAAAUAAAGAAUUUAAUUCAAACACACAAUUUGCUGGAUCAUUAAA
Solanum dulcamara is the source of this 1137-nucleotide messenger RNA. RefSeq names its product zinc finger protein ZAT10-like. The transcript has a single exon. Gene Ontology annotation, molecular function: DNA-binding transcription factor activity. The record is from RefSeq and is a predicted model, not a curated record. NCBI's taxonomy places the organism in Eukaryota, Viridiplantae, Streptophyta, Magnoliopsida, Solanales, Solanaceae. The coding region runs from base 218 to 850 and encodes 210 amino acids.